Molecule: messenger RNA, 2234 nt
Organism: Cannabis sativa
Lineage: Eukaryota; Viridiplantae; Streptophyta; Magnoliopsida; Rosales; Cannabaceae
Exons: 5
Coding region: 399-2234 (611 amino acids)
Source: RefSeq, a predicted model, not a curated record
UAAAGAAAUUUUUACAUGAAAAAUCCAUUUUACACAAUUUAUUACAAAAUUACUCACACACGCCUAUGACUACAUUUUUACUUACAAAGUUGUUUUUAUUACACAAUUACCACUUACUCAUCAUUCCAUGCAUACACGUGUGCUCUCCCCAUCCAUCGUCAAUCAAAUCCUACUCUCUUCCCUCUCUUUUUUCAUUUUCUUUUCAUUUCAUUUUCGAUUCUUCAUUUCUGUUUUCUAAGUUCAUUUGAAUUCAAGUAACCUCCAUUAACCACCCAUAAUUUAUCACGUUUUUCCCUCUUCUUUUUGGUUCAUCCACGAAUUUUCAACUUCCUCUUAGCCCACGAUUUAGCAACUGUUUUUCCCUCUCUGUUUCAGUUUUUUUCAAUCUUAUUUAUAAGAUGGCAAUCACUCGUUCAUCAUCAUCCCCUUCUCCAGUUCUCAAACAGAAAUCAAAAAUGGGCAAGAAAUCGUUGGCCAACAAAUCCAAGGGUAAACGCCCAAUCAUUGAAGAUUUUGAUUCUGAUUUUGAAGCUCCAAUGCCCAAGCGUGGGAGACCCCAUUCUUCGAAGAAAACGAAGCUCAACUUGGAGGAGCACACGGUUCCAGAAAUUUCUGGGAAAAAAACUAUUGCACAUGCUGAAGAUCGGACUCAGGUUUGGGACUGUAAAUUUAGUCCUUCUGAUUUUUACAGAUCUAAGUGUGUAUGCACCAGUGUUUAUUCCGUGAUAGAUAAUAUUAAGAACACUUUAUCUGUUAAUUUGCUUUCUUUGUUUCGUCAAACUCAGUUUGGGCAUUUUCUGGAUAUGCCUGAGUUUGUUUUUCAUCCGCAAGUCGUACAUAGUUUAUUACUAAAGGAAGUUUUACAGCCCAAUCCUAAAGAGUUUUGGGCUAAGGUUGCUGGUCGUUGCAUACGGUUUAGUGCCGAAGAAUUUUACCUGAUUUCUGGUUUAGAUUGUUUCGGUGAUUGCAACAAGUUGUUGUUUUCACAGGAAACAAAUCAAUUGGUAGAAACAUGUUUCCGUGGUGUAAAAACUAUUGACCACAAAGCCAUCGAGGAUGCUUUUUUGGGUAGUCGGUGGGGUUUGGAUGAGCCUAUUGGUUUGAAAAUGGCUGUUUUGUAUUUCAUUCAGUGUUUUCUUCUUAGCAAUACUCCUGACAAAGAAGUGUCUAGGUUUGUUCUAGAUGUAGUUGAUAGCGGUCGGUGGGAUGAGUAUUGUUGGGGUAGGGAAUCAUUUGAAUUGACAAUUGACUCAUUCAAAGGUAGGAUCGAGCAUGGGAUCAUUAUGAAAAAUAGAAAGGCAGAGAAGGGAGGCCAAUAUGAUGGCUGGUAUAGGGCAUUGGGAUGUCCUUGGGUUUUCACGGUUUGGUUUUAUGAAUGUUGUCCUGCAAUGGUGAACUCUUUCUGUAAGAGAGUUUCAUCUUCUAUUCCAAGGAUUCUGAACUGGAGCAACACCAUCGUCACCAAAAAUCCAACCCUUCGAGACUUGAAGGGCAAGAUUUUUGAUUUACCUUUGGAGAAGUUGAAGAUAAAAAACAUGCGUCCUACUGAUGAAGAGAGGCAGCAGCUUCAACUUGACGGUUUAUUUCUCGAUGAAUCUAUUGAUGACCGUGGUGUAGCGAAGCAAUCCUUCGAGGGUGGGUCAUCUUCAAAGAAGUCUGAUUCAGCAGAUAUUGAUUGGAUGAAAUCUAAGCUGGAGAUGCUCAUUUCGAAUCAAUCAUCAUUGGCCGAGGACUUCAUUUCAUUGAGGUGUUUUGUUGAUUUUAAUUUCAAAUCCGUAAUGACUGUAAUUAAGGAUAUCCAGGAGAAGGUUAAUGCCAUUCAUCGUCGUCCUUCUGAUGAGGGAAAGUCAUCGGAUGAAUUAGUAACUCAAGAUUCUAAUGAUGAUGCUGAUGAUGAUGAUGAUGAUGAUGAUGCCGAGGAUGAUGAGAAGCAAUUGCAUGAUCCAGAAAAUAUUGAUUCCGACUCCGACGAUGGUGGUGAGUUGGUUAAAGUUGGUGGGGAUGCUGAUGAUGCUGACAAGGUCAUUCUUCUUGUUCCUUCUGCUGAUGUGAAUCCAUCUGAGGCUGUUGGAGGGAGUGAUAAAAAUGUUAAGGAUGUUGAGAAGCUGAAGGGCGAUGAGUCUCGAUUGAAGGGGGACGAUUUCUUUGAUGGGUUGAGCCAGCUUGAAAUAGAUGAUGAUCAAGUUGUGUUGGCUGGCUUGGAGGCUGUUGGUUUCUUUUUGGUUGCUCAUUAG